GAGGAUGACACACUGCACCUUCUCAAACCAAAGGGACAGAAACUAUAGUGUUCAACUGGCCUGCUUUGAUACAGAUUUUUAAUUGGGAUUUUUUAUUGGAAUUUUAUUGUUGUAAAGUGACAAACAUGUAUGUAAUUUUGAGGGCAAAUAGGGGUGGUGUAAAUUUUAUUCCAACAGGCAGGCAACUCACCAGGACUCCUCCGCUGAAUCAAGUGAAGAGGCAGCUGGAUUUUUGCAGUGACGAUGUGGCAGAUGGUGAUGUCCCUCCACAUGUGGGGUCGCAGUGCACAAAAGACCCGAAGCAGGAGAUGGAGAUCAAGAUGGAGAUGGAGAUGGAGAUGGAGACAGAUGCCAAAGCUCAAAAUCAGUCAUUUUCCAACCUUAACAGGACAUUUGACUUCAACAGUCCCAAAACACCCAAACACAACCGGGAUGCGUUGUCCAGUGAUUUCACAGGUUCCCUAGAGCAGCCAACAUCUAGCUUAAACAGGACAUUUGACAUGAAUAAUUCACAGACAAACAAAACAUCAAAGAGGUCCCGCACUCAAUCAACAAUCUGCUCAGCAAGCCUUCCAGAGGCUGCUGAUGCCAACUCGAUGCUGAGAGGGAUGGAGGGAUAUGAGCUGACGGCGGAUGACCUGGAGUUCAUUGAAAAGAUGCAACAAGAGAAACGCAUCAAAAAACUGCAGGGUGAACUGGUGGAGGUCGAGAGGCAGCUGGAGAGUGAAACGAUGGCCUUGGAGCUGGCCCUGGCUGCCAAGGAGCAAACCCAGGCCGAACUCAGGAAGUUUCCCUCCUGUGAGGAGCUCAUUGACUUGGCCAAGGUGUUUCUCAAGACCACCUCGCCUUUAACCGAGGGAAUGGACAUGGAAUCCAAGUCUCUUGUGGCCAGGGUGAAGGAAAAGGACAUCCAAAGGGUAACAGAAGAGGAAACAACUCAGAUGGAGACAACGCUGGCCGACAAGCGGCAGACAGAGAUGGAAGAGACUGGGCAGCAAGAAAAACAAAUCCUCAGUAAACUGCGGAAGAUACAAGGACUGAUGGGACAGUUAUCCGACCUGAAAUCUGAACUUGCCAAAGCAGAGCAGAAACAAGUAGAAGUGGAAGACUUGAAUAUUAAAGAGGAACCGCAAGCCAUUGAGAGCAAUGUGGACUCUCCAAAACCUCAGCGGAGGAAGAGAAAAAAGGAUGAUAAAACAGCGGAAACACUGCACGACACAACAAACCAAAGUAAACCAACAAAGAGAAAUACAAGGGCCAGAAAGGCGGACAAGAAAACAGACAAUCAGGCCAGCCUGAAAGAUGAUACUGGCAACAAGAACACUCACGAGCCUUUGAAGACGUCAACAAGACAGACAAAACAGAAGUCUAAAGAUGCCAAACAAAAGCUUACAAAAACAGUGAAAGCAGCCAAAAUGCCACAGAGGAAAGUCACAGAGCAAGAAUCACAUCCGCCUGAGUCUUCGCAAGCUGUGAGCACAAGAAUCACUAGUGAAGCCUCCAAGACCACAGCUUCACAGGGGAAAACUCAAGGCAAAGUUGAUAGUGGGAAAGCACAGUCCACAUCAGAGCAGCCGCCCGCCAGGCGAACCAGAAAGAAAGCUACUGUAGUCACGCUAAGUGCUGCAGAGGCGGAUCAAAACCCCGGUCUCAGACGAUCAAAGAGGAUAGCCAGUAAGAAGUUAAACCUUGUGGGUUGUUGAGCAGCUCCACCGCAGCAGUUUGGGGUCGUGUGUUGCUCAAGGGCACUUCAGUUGCAGCAGGAGAAUGGUUUUUCAUUUUUCCGACACAAUGUCCAGCCAGUAUAGAGACUGAAACAGCAACCGUCUGCACACAAGACCACUUCCUUCAGAAUGUACUUGAACAAUAGAUUUUGCAAAAUAGUUUGAAAUUUUUUUUUUUUUUUCCUUUUUGCAUGUCAGUUUUUCUUGUGUUGCACCCAUUUACAUUGUAUUGAUGUAAUAUUUGUGAUGUGACUGACAAUUGUUCUGCUUAAGACUUUUUUUUUAGGUUCUCUCCAUUAAAGAUUUUUUUUCUUGGUGUUAAA
This is a messenger RNA of Myripristis murdjan (pinecone soldierfish), 2047 nucleotides long. RefSeq names its product myosin-11. Lineage: Eukaryota; Metazoa; Chordata; Actinopteri; Holocentriformes; Holocentridae. The record is from RefSeq and is a predicted model, not a curated record. The coding region runs from base 126 to 1703 and encodes 525 amino acids. The transcript is spliced from 9 exons.